AUGAGGCACCCUGAAGCAAUGUUUACCCACCAGGAAUUGCCCUCACCCCUCUCUUCGUUGGAGCAUGGCGGAUCUCUCAUCCAUACCGUCAAUAUCGCUCCACUUUCUCUCCUUCUCGCAUCGAUGGAUCCAGCACCUACAGCCAAUCCACACGCCGAACUCGUCACCGAAUGCUUCCAGGAAUGUCCUGCACUCGAGACCCCAACUCGGAACCGGUCACCUACGACGCCUCCAGAUGUGAAGCUGCUGAAAGGGUCAGGGUGGGGUGGCGUUAUAGAGCCUGCAGUCGAUAAGGAGGAGGAUCAUUCCCAAGAGGGUAAAGUCGCUGACGUCUUGCUUGACGAAGGCUGUGAAGAGGGCAAUGUGCCACUGGGCUCUCAGGGUUGGUUGCCAGGCUUGGCCGGUCAUGGUGGGGAUCGCAUUAGUCAAGGACCGCAGACAUCUGCUGUUGAGGACUUGAGCAGGUUGAAAAAGGUCCGAGGCUGCACUCUACCGAGCUUGAAGGAGCUGGGUCUUGAUAUGUAUGUCAAGAAGCAGUAUUAG
Messenger RNA from Letharia columbiana, 543 nucleotides. RefSeq lists its product as uncharacterized. The record is from RefSeq and is a predicted model, not a curated record. The transcript is spliced from 2 exons. NCBI's taxonomy places the organism in Eukaryota, Fungi, Ascomycota, Lecanoromycetes, Lecanorales, Parmeliaceae. The coding region runs from base 1 to 543 and encodes 180 amino acids.